This is a messenger RNA of Gadus macrocephalus (Pacific cod), 1157 nucleotides long. It is a transcript of the gene ebp, whose product is annotated as EBP cholestenol delta-isomerase. Gene Ontology annotation, molecular function: C-8 sterol isomerase activity; cholestenol delta-isomerase activity; steroid Delta-isomerase activity. Lineage: Eukaryota; Metazoa; Chordata; Actinopteri; Gadiformes; Gadidae. Gene Ontology annotation, biological process: cholesterol biosynthetic process. Bases 231 to 929 code for a protein of 232 amino acids. The record is from RefSeq and is a predicted model, not a curated record. Gene Ontology annotation, cellular component: membrane; endoplasmic reticulum. The transcript has 5 exons.
GCCGCCUGGGUGAAAACCAGGAAUCCUAACCGCUAGACCAUAUGGGAGCUGUACCCUAUACAUGGCAACAACUAUAUACUACAAAAUAGGCAAUAGGCAAUAAUAUGACAGGUAUGACGAUCUAUUAUCUAUCUACUAAUCUACAGCUCGCCCUACGGACCAUGCAUGUCUUACAAUCAUUCUGUGUGACAGUCACAAGGAGUUAACAGAAAACGACCCUCAAGCAGGUGAUGGAGUCCACUUCAAAGCACCACGUCGCCCACCCCUUUUGGCCACGGGACUUGUCCAUCCCCAACUAUGUGCCAAACGACCGGUCCAUGUCGGAGAUCCUGACCUUCCUAUUCUCCGUCUCCGGCGUCUUCCUCCUGGCCACCUGGGGGAUCACUGGUCGUGAGAACGCCUCCGGCAGACUGGGAGUUUGGAGGCGCCUGGCUGUGUGUUGGUUCGCGGUGUGCGGCUUCAUACACGGGGUCAUAGAGGGAUGGUUCUCCCUGUAUUACGAAGUGAUCCCGGCCGACCAGAGCUUCCUAUCACAGCUCUGGAAAGAAUACUCCAAGGGUGACAGCCGAUAUGCUAUAGCUGAUAACUUCACCGUGUGUAUGGAGACCAUAACAGCCUGGCUGUGGGGACCCUUCAGCUUCUGGGCAGUGUACGCUUUCCUGACCAACAAGCCCUACAGAUUUGUCCUGCAACUGAUCAUUUCAUUAGGCCAGCUGUAUGGAGCUGUGCUGUACUUCUACACUGAGCACCGGGAUGGAUAUGCUCACAGUGAGAUGGGACACCCCAUCUACUUCUGGUUCUACUUUGUGUUCUUGAACGCGCUGUGGGUCAUCAUCCCCCUGGUACUCAUUGUGGACGCUUGGGGACAGCUUUCAGGGGCCCAGGCUCUCAAAGACAACGCUCGGAGCCACAAGUCUAAGAGGACCUAAACUCUCUGAUCUGCUAGGGACUUCUAUUGAGUGUGGGGUGUGUGCGGAUUAGUGGACAUUGACGCAGGGAAUAUUUAAACGAAGCGAUUGACAAGAUGGAAUUGUAUGUGUGAAUGGACGAUACAAUGCACACGUAAUUGUUUCUAUGUUUUUUAGUGCAAUUUGUUCUAUGGGGUCUGUUUUAAAAUGUCAAUAUACAUGUGUUUCAAUUAAACAUUGUAAUUUGUA